This is a messenger RNA of Aspergillus melleus, 1818 nucleotides long. Its product is annotated as transcription factor domain-containing protein. Gene Ontology annotation, molecular function: zinc ion binding; DNA binding. The record is from RefSeq and is a predicted model, not a curated record. The transcript is spliced from 3 exons. Gene Ontology annotation, biological process: DNA-templated transcription. Bases 1 to 1818 code for a protein of 605 amino acids. Lineage: Eukaryota; Fungi; Ascomycota; Eurotiomycetes; Eurotiales; Aspergillaceae.
AUGGAGCUUACCUGGUUUGCUGAUACUCCCCAAGCGCGUCGUCGGACUAGAGCCCCUCGCGCAUGUGCUUCUUGUCAGCGAAGAAAGAAGCGCUGUCGUCAUUUGAGUACUGGGACUGGCCUGAGCCAAUGCCCCGGGGGACAGCACAAUGGAACUACUCCGCAACCAUCAGCCAUACCUUCAGACUCUGAGAGAGGUGCGCAGACGCCUGAAAUGAUACCUUCAGAGCCCCUUCACACAGAGCGUUUCGUAGGCGAUCUCAACCCUGAAGCUGCAAUUCGGGAGAAAUUGGACGUCACGGCCGAGAACCAGCUUCGUGACCGGAUCGGACUCUGGAUCAACUCGCCUGCCACGCAGAGCAAUGAAGGAGCCCGAUCGCAGACUCUAGCAUCCUUUCUACAGCAUCGAUGCGCAUCUAUAACAAGGGCCUUCGAGCGCCUUCCCCUCUCAACCCAAGAUGGAUUGAUUUCGAUCUAUUUCUCCAAAGUCAACCAUAUCCUCCCACUUGUUGAUAAGGAUUCUUUCUCUUGCGCCCACGCGGCGGGAGUGGCGUCUGUAUUCCUAGAGAAAGCUAUGUGCCUCGUUGCGGCGAAAGAUAGCGCAGCUAUAUCCCACCUUCGUCUGGCGACCAAUGGCUCUCUUCUCUCACCACGGGAAUUUUGCUCCGAGAUAUACAAAGGGCUUGUUCUCGUGAUGAAUGACGGGCUUGAAUCAGACCGGAUCACUCGGAUCCGCGUUUUGGCGCUCAUGUCUUUGCAUUGUGAAGGCUAUGAAGGAGCAGAAGCCGCCUCCAUGCAUCUUUGCCAGGCGAUCCAUCAGGCGCAGACGAUAGGAUUACAUCUCGAUAGACCCGAUCGGGCCACUUUGACCAGGGAUUUGUUUUGGUGUCUAUGGACUCUGGACAAGAUGCAUGCAUCCAUAGGUGGCCGGCCGGUGCUUCUCGCAGACCGCGACAUUGGUAUCGAGAAGCCCGAAACUAAGACCCCCCACGCUAGAAGAGCAUUUGAUGUUUGGUUUGCUAUCACAGAGUUGCUUUCGAGCGUGAUCUCGUUCUAUCGGCCAACCACGGAUCAUACAGUGGGUUGGGAGACCGAGUUUCCAACGUUUGAAGACAUCAUCGGUGACAACGUACGAGAAGACGUAGAUUUUGCUACGCUCGGCUUCCUCGAACUUUUUUAUCAUGCCGUUGGGAUUCUGUCCUGUAGAUAUAAGCCAUCCGAUUGUGCCGACAGCUCCGAGCCAUCCCAUACUCGCCAGAACCUCGCAGCGAUUCGGAUAUACUCCAUUGCUGCUACUGAAUGUAGUCAAGAGCUACCUCCGCUACCAAUAGUCCCUUAUGCACUAGCGUUAUCCAUGGGCGUCGCGUACCAGCAGUUUCGGUCGAGCAAACUGAUCACUCAUUUUGACCGAGCCAAAGCUAGUCUAGAAGCGUGCUGUUCUCUUCUCGAAGACAUAGGAAGCUGCUGGUAUUCUGCAGAAGCAAUGGCACGGCUGGGACGCAGGGCAUUGGUUCUGCAGAACGUGAAAUCUGAUAGUAGUCGGGACAUCAGGUCGCAGGGGAUAUCUCAGGCUAUGCCUGCUGCACCCGAGCAGCCCGACAAUUCCACUUCAUGCUUGGCACUCUCGUCCCAUGAAGAUACUGGGCGUGUCGGCGACACGCCUCUCAUUCCGUCAAUACCCGCACCCACCCCUGACAAGCCUCUGGGGCCCGACGACAGCGAAUUUGCCGAUAUUGAUAUACUGUUUGGAGACUUUCUGGACUUAUCCUUACCCACGAAUUUUUGGGAUCCUGUGUUCUUCUCGGACACACAUCCGUGA